AGAUUGCCGGGGGCCAAAUGCGUCUUGUGCACCAGCAAAUACGUGCGUUGGCCAGAGCCACACAACCUACACGAAGGUGGUGCAAGCGGACGGGGCAUCAAAUGAGAACUCCCUCAAAAUCCCACGCAAAGAGUUCACCAGGAACAGAUGAAAGUGUAACUUUAUUUACGGAUACUGAAGGGAAUUUUGAAGUAGAGACCCAGAAAAAUGUCUCACCUGUUGUUGGGGGAAGCAAAGCGCUUCUGAAUAUGAAGCGAAAGAAAUGA
Molecule: messenger RNA, 266 nt
Organism: Trypanosoma cruzi
Lineage: Eukaryota; Euglenozoa; Kinetoplastea; Trypanosomatida; Trypanosomatidae
Exons: 1
Source: RefSeq, a predicted model, not a curated record